Molecule: messenger RNA, 1299 nt
Organism: Prunus armeniaca (apricot)
Lineage: Eukaryota; Viridiplantae; Streptophyta; Magnoliopsida; Rosales; Rosaceae
Source: the annotation of a GenBank genome assembly
AUGGCGGAUAUCAGUGGCAAAGCCUUUGAACUUUCUGUAAAGAAAGAAGAACCAACUUUGGUGCCUCCUGCAGAAGAAUCAGAGAAGGGCCUGUACUACCUCUCAAACCUGGACCAGAACAUUGCGGUCAUCGUUCGUACCAUAUACUGCUUCAAAUCGGAUUUAAAAGGGAAUGAAGAAGCUGUGGAGAUCAUAAAGAGUGCCCUGUCAAAGGUUCUUGUUCACUACUACCCUUUGGCAGGGAGGUUAAGUAUCAGCACAGAGGGGAAGCUGAUAGUGGAUUGCACAGGAGAUGGUGCUGUGUUUGUUGAAGCUGAAGCAAACUGUGAAAUGGAAAAGAUAGGUGACAUAACAAAGCCUGAUCCUUUGACUCUUGGGAAGCUGGUUCAUGAUAUCCCUGGUGCCAAGAACAUACUUGAGAUUCCUCCCUUGGUUGCUCAGGUGACCAAGUUCAGAUGUGGAGGAUUUGUCCUUGGGCUAUGUAUCAACCACUGUAUGUUUGAUGGGCUUGGGGCAAUGGAAUUUGUGAACUCAUGGGGUGAGACUGCUAGAGGCUUGCCACUUAAGGUCCCCCCAUUUCUAGACAGAAGCAUACUUAAAGCCAGAAACCCACCUCAGAUAGAGUUUCCACACAAUGAAUUUGCUGAGAUUGAAGAUAUAUCUGAUAACACCAAACUCUAUGAAGAAGAAUUGCUAUAUAGGUCUUUCUUUUUUUACCCUGAGAACCUUGAAAAGCUCAAGAAAAUGGCCAUGGAAGAUGGGGUUCUUGACAAGUGCACUACAUUUCAAGCACUCUCUGCCUUUGUCUGGAGAGCUAGAACUCAGGCCUUAAGAAUGAGACCAGAUCAGAAAACAAAGCUUCUUUUUGCUGUCGAUGGGCGCUCAAGAUUUGAGCCACCAAUACCAGAAGGGUUCUUUGGGAAUGCAAUUGUGUUAACAAAUUCACUGUGUAGUGCAGGGGAGCUAUUGGAGAGGCCAUUGUCAUUUGCUGUUGGGCUAGUUGAUAAGGCAGUUCACAUAGUUACAGAUAGUUAUAUGAGGUCUGCCAUAGACUACUUUGAAGUAACAAGAGCCAGGCCUUCUUUGUCUGCAACUCUUUUGAUCACAACUUGGUCUAAGCUAGCUUUCCACUCUACUGAUUUUGGGUGGGGAGAGCCUGUGCUGUCAGGGCCAGUGGGUUUGCCUGAGAAGGAAGUAAGUUUGUUCCUUUCUCAUGGGAAAGACAGGAAAAGCAUAAAUGUACUUUUGGGUCUGCCAGCUUCUGCUAUGAAGACAUUUGAAGAGUUGAUGCAGAUUUAA